AUGGCCACAAACACAGAAGUCCACGUACUCAUCAUAGGCGCCGGGAUCACUGGCUUAAUUCUGGCACAGUCACUCAAAAAAGCCGGAAUCCGCUACUCCAUCUUCGAGAAAGAAGUUGCCCUGAAUUACCGCAGCAAUGAGUGGACCAUGGCGAUCCACUGGGCUCUGGAUCGUCUGCAGGCCUUACUCCCCGAGGAGCGGUAUCGAGCGAUGAAUGACGUCUCCUGCAACCCUGCCAUUCCCAUCGAUGCAGGCGGACGAUACCCAGUCAUUCACGGGGAGACCGGAAAUAUUCUGGCCGCUGUUCCCUACGAGAAAGGGCUGAGAGUCCCGCGCAGCGGAAUGCGUGCACUAUGCGCAGAGGGCAUACCUGUACAAUACGGAAAGAAAUUGAUCGACGUUGCGUUUGCCGAGAGAGGCGGCGUAAUAGCCCUUUUUGAAGAUGGCAGCAUGGUAUCCGGAACGAUACUCAUCGGCGCGGAUGGACCGCGGUCGACGGUGCGCGAGUUUGCUAUGAAAAGCGUCGAGAAAGCGGCCGUGAGCCGAUUUCCGAUCUUCCAUACCAAUAUGACGGCAUCCUUUGACGCCGAUAAAGCACUGUUCUUACGGAAGCGGUUUCCGACGAGCUAUCUAGCGUUGAGCGACCGGUCGUUUCACGCUUUUCAGUCUAUCUCGAGCAUGCCCGAUGGGCCGGAUAACCCUGCCUCAUGGAUCUUCCAUCUCGCCAUGGCCUGGUUCACUGAUGUAGACGAACCAUCCUCCUACGAGGAAAGAUUACAUUUGAUCCGUCAGAGAGCCCAGACCUUAGCUGAGCCUGCACGAUCUGCAUUCACCUGGCUUCCGGAUGAUACACGAGCCAAUAAAGCGGAUAUCAGUUUCUGGGUCAGCCAGCCGUGGGAUAACCGAGAAGGCAGGAUCACACUGGUUGGAGAUGCUGCGCAUUCAAUGCCUCCUUACCGCGGACAGGGCUUGAAUCACUGUAUAUGUGACGUGUCGAAUCUUUUGCAAGGUAUACGGAAUGUAGUUGAUGGCAGGUCAGUCCUCAGCGAUGUGAUCACCGCUUAUGAGGCGGAAAUGAUUCCUCGAGGUAGGGAGGAGGUGACUUGCUCAGUUGAGAAUGGAUACAUGCUACAUGAUUGGGAGAAGGUGCGAGAGAGCGCAGUGUUUACGAAAGGGUUCAAACCUAUGGAUGGACAUGAUUCAGAGAGACUUGAGGGGAUGCAGCCAAGGGAUGAUACUGGCGCAUAG
Molecule: messenger RNA, 1248 nt
Organism: Aspergillus melleus
Lineage: Eukaryota; Fungi; Ascomycota; Eurotiomycetes; Eurotiales; Aspergillaceae
Product: FAD-dependent oxidoreductase
Exons: 4
Coding region: 1-1248 (415 amino acids)
Molecular function (GO): FAD binding
Source: RefSeq, a predicted model, not a curated record